Molecule: messenger RNA, 510 nt
Organism: Pichia membranifaciens NRRL Y-2026
Lineage: Eukaryota; Fungi; Ascomycota; Pichiomycetes; Pichiales; Pichiaceae
Exons: 1
Cellular component (GO): nucleus
Source: RefSeq, a predicted model, not a curated record
AUUGUUGGUAAAAAUCAGACUUUGGAAAAGAAAUACCUACGAUUGACUUCUCAGCCUAAACCAGAAACUGUCCGACCAUUGAAAGUGUUACACAAAACUUUGCAGCUACUUUUUGACAGGUAUUGUGAAGGGGCAAAAUACAACUAUUUAUGUGACCAAUGCAAAUCGAUGAGACAAGAUUUGACCGUUCAAAAUAUAAAGGAAGACUUUUCGAUUAUGGCUUAUGAAUUUCACUCCAAGUUGGCAAUUGAGAAUGGAGAUUGGGGAGAGUUCAACCAAUGUCAGUCACAACUCAAGCUCUUGUAUAGCAUAACCGAAUUGCAUAAGCCUAACUACUUCGAGUUUCUUGCUUACAGAGUCUUAUACUACAUACUUACCUACAAUUAUAGUGAGGUAUUUGAACUAGAGUUAUCAUUGAUCAAUGAAAGACAUCCGGAUCUAAAGAAUGAAUACUUGGAUUAUGCCCUGCAAAUUUUCAAGUGUGUAUAUGAUUCCAACUACUAUGAACUA